This is a messenger RNA of Neolamprologus brichardi, 13994 nucleotides long. The record is from RefSeq and is a predicted model, not a curated record. NCBI's taxonomy places the organism in Eukaryota, Metazoa, Chordata, Actinopteri, Cichliformes, Cichlidae.
AUGUUAAAGAAAAACAAGAAAACAUCGCCCAAGAAAACUAAGGUUGCUGAUAUUAAUUCAGACGAGGAGACAGAUACAGAACUGACAGAGACAAGGGAACCAGGAAAUGAAGACGUAGGUAUCUACAGGCAAACAACUUCACCCUGCCUUUCUGGACCUCAAGUGGAAGAGAAGAUCUUGAUGACAUCCAGUAAAUUUCAGAUACCAGAAGAUUCAUCAAUCAAUGAAGAAAUACUGGUGUACUUUCAUGCUGUCAUUUCUAAAGAAUUUCAUUUGGAACCAGAGAAAGACAUGGUUGUCUUAAAAUCUGAAGUGUUGUUUGGAAGCUGGGAUGGUUUUACUGAAAUGUUCCCCAGCCCUCUUGGGGACAACCAAUAUCGUAUUGAAGGACAGUAUCGGAUUCCCAAGGAAAAAAUUCAAGAGAGCAUUCCCUACAAAUAUGCAGUUUACAAAAAGGAGAAUGGCUUUAUCUAUGAGACCAUCUACCAGAAAGGGAAAAAUGACUUCAUCAACAGAUGUCUAACAAUCACACCAGAGCUUUUAACAGCAGAAGGAGAGUGGCAUCAAUAUGAUGAUAUGAUCCAUCCCAAAUUGAAGAGUAAUUGGCUUUGGAAUUCUACAGAACAAACUGUGAUAGACGGGAGAAACUUUGCUGGCGGGGAAAUGUUAAAAAUAAUCUUUGAUCUUCUCAAAACUUGGAAUGAUCAGAAAGUAGAAGAAUUCUUUUCCCUACUGGAGCAGUUCUUUUAUACAUACAGUUCUCAUCUGCUUCAUGAUGGUAGAGAAAGACGAUGGGGAUUACCAUAUGAUUCAAAUCAGGUAAACAGCAAAAAUUUUAUACUACAACAGGUGAAAUACCUUCUUAAACAUUUUCUGGAGAAACACUUCAGUUUUGAUGCCAUAAAGAAGACAGCAAAAAUACCACCUCUCCAUGCAGGGAUUAUUGGUUUGCUUGUUUACAACAAGUAUCUGAAGGACAGCAUGACAAAUCAGCUUUCUAGUUUAUGCAAUCUUCUUUGCCUGCCUAAAAUGCCAAAGCAUUAUUUUCUUUCUUUCUGGAAAGACUUUGUAAAAGCUUUGCCAUAUGAAAACAGAUGCCGUAUUGAGAAGUGGGUGUUGGUCAUCCCUUUGGUUCAUCUACUGAGAGGAGAAAGCAAACCAUAUGAGCCAGUCCCACCUGUCUUGAAUCCACAGUUUGACUCCUGGACAGGCUUGAAGAGAAUCACAAGAACAGAUUUAUAUGAUGCUAGUCAUAAGAAUUUGAUCCAGAUCAUGGAAGAACAUGACUACCUGAUAGACAUUGAUCAUCUUCUUGUGCACUCUUGGAUGUCUCUGAUGGGAGUUGAUUACCUAAUGAACGACAAGUUGAUCAUGCGUGUUGAACUUAGAGACAUUCUUCAAUAUUUGCAGUUCAUUGUCAGAUCUGGCAACCGUAAACACAUGUGCAUGGUUGUGAGACAUUUGACAUCUUAUCUGAUCGAGAAAGAGAGCAAUCACAAGAAAAGUUUUGAUGACAGAGAUGGAGAGUGCUGCCUGAAAACUGCAGUAAUGCUUCUUGGUUCUGUCUGCUGUAUCACAAAAGACACAGAGUUUGGGGAUCUUCCUCUUCAGUUCCUUGAUCUAGUCUGUGUGAUUGCCAAGGCAUAUGGCCUCACUGAUUCCCAGGAACAUCCUGUGGAUCAAAUUGGAAUAUACUGUAACAAGAUGGGCGAGAUGAGCAAGAAAAGUCCAUUGUUGUGCAGCAUAAUGGAGAACUGUGCAAUGGAGGCUGCUGCACAUAUUUGCCAGGAUACAUCAACUAUGUCAAAACUCAUGAAAAUAUAUGAUUUCACAAAAUUUUUAAAACUAAUGUCAGUUGUUGUGAUGGAGUCAUGGCCUAAAGAUGAAAACGGACAUGAGAUACAAGACGAAGACUUGGUAUUUGACUACCUCAUGAGCUGGCCCAUGGCCAAAACCAUCCUCAAAAUUGCAGGGGCUGGAGAAGGAUUGACUGACAAACUGUCAGAUGAAGCACUUUCCAAGAUAGAUUUGGGAAGGUCAGCCUUUAAAUCUGUUUCAAAGAAGUUCCUCAGUGGAGAGAUACAAAUUAAAGGCUUACUUCAAAUUCUCCAGAGAAAACAAGAAUUUCUUGAUUUCCUAAAGAUAGAUGGCCUGUGUGAUGACGGUCGUUGUAAAGAUGAGAGUAACAUGAAAAUACUACUGAGACAAAGAGAAGAUGAAACACAAGCUGUGAAUUAUGAGAAACAACUGGUCAAAACUCUUCUGCAAAUCUGCCAGGAGGUUCCAGAACACGUGAAAGUUGACUUGAAUGGUUUGGAUAAGAAACUUAAGCAGAACUUUGAGACAAUGAAUCUGAGUGAAUUUAUGAAGGUUCACACACUGGAUGGCCUGAACUCUAGUGCAACAGCGAAUGUCACUUACUUCAACCUGUGUGAUGAAACCCACCAGAUGGCUUCUGAUAUCCAUGCCAUUAAAGACAGUGGAAUCUUCAAAAUGUGCUGGACAAACCAAGUGGAGGUACUGACAAGAGACAAAUCUCAAGAAGGCAACAGUGACAGAAAUCAAGAAAUCUACACUUUUGAGCAGGUUUAUAACAAAAUAUUCCAGACCUGCUACACCAACUUCAAAAGGCUUUAUGUUAGUCUUAAGAGUGGGGAGCUUCUACUGGAGGAAACUGACAGCAUAUUUAAAGCCUAUAAAGGCAAGUAUGAAGACUUGGAGAAAGACUUAAACAUCAUGUGCAGAGUAGACCCAUCUGAUGACAAAACAUGGAUCAGUGAAAGGGUUAACCAGAUUCAGCAGUACCAGGAUAUUCAUCUAGCACGGGAAACUUCCAAAAUUGUCAUGGAUAUCAAAAAUAUAAUAUGUCCAGAAGGGGACUUCAGUGAACUGAAGAAACUGCUCCAAAUGAAUGAACCCAACUUCAAGAAAAACAAUCUAAGCUACAUUGAUGAUGCUUUUCUACAUGCAAAAAAUAUUCUGAAAGACAUUUCAGAUGAUCGUAAGGAAUGUCUGCAAACACUCGUUCAGAGUAAAGACUUUAUCCAGUGGACUAAAAAAGAACUUAAAGACAUCAAUGAGCUGAAAGUGUUUGUUGACCUGGCAUCAAUCUCUGCUGGAGAAAAUGACAUGGAUGUCGAUCGAGUGGCCUGUCUUCAUGAUGCUGUUCUUGGUUACUCAUCCAUGCUGUAUGAUCUGAAGCAGGAUUCUGAUUUUGCGAAGUUCAAUGAAUCAUUAAAAAAAUUGUGGAAGGCACUUGAUAAUGACCAAAAUAUACCAAAAAAGCUGUGGGAUACUUCCAGACACCUGGAAUGGUUAAAGUCUGUUAGAGAAAGUCAUGGAUCUGUUGAAUUCUCAUCUCUGUCUCUGGCUACAUCUGUCAAUAACAGAGGGAUAUAUAUCAUUAAGGCACAAGACCAGCAACAGGUUAAUGUCGAGAAUUCCCUGACACUGCAAAUUGACGACAGUCAUAAAAACAUGACAUACACCUAUGAGGACCUCAAAGAGCUGCAAAAUAAGCUUAUGCUGAUGUCUGGAAAAAAACAACAGAACCAGAGUGAAGUUGAACGCUUCACUGAGGUGUUUGACAACAUCCAAAGAUUCACCAAAGCAUUUGUAGACAUUUACACUGCAGGGAACCCAAUUUUUAGGUGUUGGGAAGCUAAGAUUUAUUGCAAAACUCAGAGUGACCCAUGUAUCGUUAUGGAAAUCAAGUUUUGCAAAACCCAGUAUUGCUUCAAAGUAACUGGAAGUUUAGCUGAACAGCUUGUAGCUCUGUCCAAGAAGAUGGAAAAGUUUCUUGGUGCUUGGCAAGAAUUCAUGGACAAACAGAGAACAGGUCAAUACUACUUGAACUAUUUCACAGCACAACAAAUAUUCUACUUGUGCAGCGUUUUGACUCCAACAAAUAUAAAUACAGAAAUAGAAGACAGAGCACUGAUGAUGCUUUCUUUUAUCAAACCAAACUGCACAACAUUAGAUGUCCAGAGUAUUUGGAGACAUAACCAAUAUGAACUUCGCAAAAGGGAUAAUGAACACAGGGAUUCGUCUUCAUACAGUGUUAUUGAUUUUGCACAUGAAAGUGACGCAGCAGAUGAGGCAGACCAGACUCUUGUUUUGAAAGAAUUGGAGGAGUUGUGGAAUGGCUACAUGAACAAUGAGGAAAUAUUUUUCCAUGACCUACUAGACAUUAGGAGUUUAGGACGUCUCUUACAAUUGAUGACAGACAAUCCAAAUCACAAUGAGUGGGAAGCGGAACCAGAACUCUCAGAGACAAGAGACUGUUCACUCAGAAGGGAGUUUCCAAAAGGCCUAAACUCAAAACAACCUAAUCUCAUAAUCUGCCCACAUGAUGAGGUCCUGACUUCAAGUAUCUGCUUGUACAUGAACGACUACUACGGGUCACUGCCAACUUAUGAUGAAGUGCUCUUGUGUUCCCCUUCAACAUCUUAUGAACAAGUAGAGCUUUUUCUGAGAAGAUGUCUCACACCAGGUGACAUUGGCAGAAAGAUUUACUCGAUGCUCUGGGCAGACCAACUUUCCUAUGAUGUUAGCUGUGCAAUGGAGAAAUGUUUUCAGAAAUUGUGCUCCCCUACAAAUGAUUACAGACUAGUGAUCUUUUGCAGCUCUGACAGGGAGCAUACUUACAUUCCUACUGCAUUCAGUCAGUACAAAACAGACUUCGUGCCACAGGAGCCACUGGAAAAGAUCCAACAGUAUUUGUCCAGGCAUUACACAGUUACUUCAGAUUACAAGAAUGCUGUGUUCAAAGGUGGACAUUCUUUGGGUAUUGUUGCUUCCAGUCGGGCAGGAGUAGGCAAGUCGCUGUAUGUCCAAAGGUUGUACGAAAAACUUGAGAGAAGUGUUGACGAAGGAAAAGCCUUUAAGAAGUGCAUCAGGCUAACUGAACAUGAAGUUGACGACCACAAGAUUCUCCAGUUUUUAUAUGACACACCAAAACAAAAAGAUAUUAAGGUGUUUCACUUUGAUGUCACGUCCUCGGUGCAAAAGGGCCUGAAUGAAUUCAUAUUCAAGCUUUUCUUUUUGCGGUACCUGAUGGAUUCAAAUGGACAGAUGUGGCAAUGCAGCCAGAACCACUUAUAUGUUAUUGAGUUACUGGAGUCCACAAAUGAUCAGAACAGAUGUGAUACCAGAUUGGGUCGAAACGAACAUUUUACAUUCUCAGAUGUUUUCCCAAAGCUGUUUUGCCACCCACCAAAAAAGGUUAUGGCUUUGGAAAUGCAAAAAGAAGAAAAUCCAGACAUGGACUGUAGUGGCCCCCUGAUGGAUGAUGAAUGUUUCAGAAGUGAAGCUUAUCAAAGGCCAUACCAGUACCUCACACGUUUUCACAAUAAGGACAAUCUUGACAACUUCACGUUCCAGGGUACUGAAGGGACUCAUGCAAAGUGUCUUCAGAUACUCUUAAUCUAUUGUGGUAUAAUAGAUCCAUCAUGGGCAGAGCUACGUAACUUUGUUUGGUUCCUUAAUCUUCAGUUGAAAGACUGUGAGAAUUCAGAUUUCUGCAAAUUUGAGUUGGUUGGAGACACUCUUUGUGGGUUCAAAAACUUUGUGGUUGAGUUCAUGAUCUUGAUGUCCAAAGACUUUGCAACACCAUCACUAUGCAUCACUGACCAGAGCCCAGGGAAGCAACAAGUUGACAUCAGUGGACUAAAAGAAAAAGAUUUAGCCCCAUUCCUCAUUAGAAAAAGGUGGGAAUCAGAGCCACAUCCAUACAUCUUUUUUAAUGACGACCACAUGUCCAUGACAUUCAUUGGAUUUCACCUUAAGCCCAAUAACCAGAAAGGGUUUGAUGCGGUAAAUCCUUUGACAAAAGAAGUGAUUAAGAAAAACAUCAUGACUCGACAGCUGUACAAUGGCUUAAAACUUCAGAGAGUUCCUUUUAAUACAGACUUUGAUCAGUUUCCUAGAGCUGACAAGAUUGAGCAUCUGUGCAGUGUGCUUGGCGUCAAGUGGCCAACAGAUCCUGAUGAAACAUAUGAACUGACCACUGACAAUAUCCUCAAAAUGAUGGCAAUUCAUAUGAGAUUCAGGUGUGGCAUUCCUGUCAUCAUAAUGGGGGAGACAGGAUGCGGUAAAACAAGGCUCAUAAAAUUUAUGUGUGAACUAAGAAGAUGUGGAGCACCAGCAGAAAACAUGAAACUGGUCAAAAUUCAUGGAGGAACUACAUCAGAAAUAAUUUAUGAGAAAGUGAAGGAAGCUGAAACUCUUGCAAGGACCAAUAAAGAAAAUCAUGAUCUUGACUCAGUACUUUUCUUUGAUGAGGCAAACACCACAGAAGCCGUUAAUAGCAUCAAGGAGAUCCUCUGUGACAACUCAGUGCAGGGAGAAGAACUUGGCUCUAAUACAGGGCUAUAUAUUAUUGCAGCAUGCAACCCUUACAGAAAACAUACAGACCAGAUGAUCAAGCGGCUGGAAGCAUCAGGACUGGGCUACCGGGUUCGGGCUGAGGAGACUGAAGACAGACUUGGCUCCAUCCCUCUCCGCCAGCUUGUGUAUCGUGUUCAUGUGUUACCACCGAGCAUGAUACCUCUUGUUUGGGAUUUUGGACAACUCAAUGACUCAACAGAGCAAAUCUACAUUGAACAAAUAGUCCAAAGACAGGCGAAGGCCAGUUUCACUGAAAAGGACUGUAUUCCAACAAUAAUUGAAGUUUUAUCAUCAUCACAAAAGUUCAUGAGAGAGAGGAAAGAUGAAUGUAGCUUUGUCAGUUUGAGAGAUGUUGAACGUUGCAUGCAAGGAUUUCUGUGGUUUUACAACAAUCACCCAAUGUUUGCUGAAGCUCUAAAAGCCUUUUUACAGCAGCAACAAAAAAACAACCCACCAUUUUCACCUGCCAGUGACAGAAUACUCUGGUCACUCUUGAUGGCUACUGGAAUGUGCUAUCAGUCCUGUUUAGAAAACAAAGAUCAGUAUCAGAAAACUAUCAGCCAAAUUUUUCCCGAUGAGUAUACACCACAACGAGUACUGCAGGAAAUGGAACUCAUGCAGGAUCUCCUACUCAAUCGUGUACCCAUGGGUGAGACGAUUGCCAGAAAUGAGGCUUUGAAAGAGAACUUUUUCAUGAUGGUGGUCUGUAUUGAACUGAGAAUUCCCCUGUUUAUUGUUGGGAAACCAGGAAGCUCCAAAUCACUGUCUAAAACUCUAGUUGCAAAUGCAAUGCAAGGUCCCACAUCACAUUCUGACCUUUACAAGAAGCUGAAGCAAAUACAUCUGGUGUCUUUCCAGUGUAGCCCUCAUUCAACUCCUGAAGGAAUCAUUAACACAUUUAAGCAAUGUGCCCGCUUUCAAGAAAGCAAAAACCUGGACGAAUAUAUUUCAGUAGUUGUUCUUGAUGAGAUUGGAUUGGCUGAGGAUUCCCCGAAAAUGCCACUGAAAGCACUGCACCCAUUACUGGAAGAGGGUUGUGUUGAUGAUGAGCCAAAACCUCAUAAAAGGGUUGGGUUCAUUGGAAUUUCCAACUGGGCACUGGAUCCUGCCAAGAUGAAUCGUGGAAUUUUUGUGUCCCGUGGAGAUUUAAAUGAGCAAGAGCUCAUCAAAAGUGCCAGAGGAAUCUGUUCCUCUGACCAACAUGUUCUUAGAAAUAUCAGUCACUUGUUCCAACCUUUAGCAACAGCAUAUAUGACAGUAUGCGAUGAAAGCAACGGAUUUUUUGGUCUGCGGGAUUUCUACAGUCUGAUAAAAAUGUUAUUUUCAAUUACCAAAACAUCUAAUGAACCUCCUAAAGCAGAUCAAAUCACCAGAGCAGUCCUGCAAAACUUCAGCGGAAAAAAUGAUGAUGAUGUAAUUGACACAUUCCGCAAUGAACUCAGAGAUGACUUUGCCAAUGUCAGAAUCCCAACUAUUGAUUUGGUUAAGCAAAGCAUUUGUCCAGCUUCCCAAAUGGAGGAAAGCCGGUAUCUUUUGCUACUCACAAAAAACUAUGCAGCUCUUCAGAUUCUUCAACAGAUAUUCUGCUCUCAUCAAAUCUGCCCAGAGAUAAUCUUUGGGUCAAGUUUCCCGAAAGAUCAGGAGUACACACAGAUUUGCAGGAACAUAAAUCGUGUCAAAGUGUGCAUGGAGACAGGACAGACAGUUGUGCUUCUCAACCUUCAAAAUCUUUAUGAAAGUCUGUAUGAUGCUCUAAAUCAGUACUAUGUGACCCUCGGAGGUCAAAAUUAUGUUGAUCUUGGUUUAGGAACACAUCGUGUGAAAUGCAGAGUUCACCAAAACUUCAGGCUCAUAGUCAUUGAAGAAAGGGAAGUGGUUUAUGAGCAGUUUCCAAUACCACUCAUUAACAGAUUGGAGAAACACUACCUUGACAUCAACACUGUCCUCACAGAGGAACAGAAGGUUAUUGCUAGACAACUGGAGGAAUGGGUUAAGGAUUUUGUCUCCUUAAAUAGUUACUCCUCAGAAAAGGAGUAUGAUCCAAGUGAUGUGUUCAUCGGCUAUCACUCAGACACUUGUUCCUCUGUGGUCAUGCAAGUAACAGAGCGUGAGAGUACUGAGACUGAUGCUCAGGUCACUCUGAACAAAGCCAAAGACAUUCUGCUCAACUGUGCCACUCCGGACUCAGUUGUUCGUUUGGACAAAUCCAAACUGCCUACUGCAGAACGAGAGCAUUUAAUGCAAGAAUACGUUAAAGAGGCAAGGCACAGUUCGCUGGGAGACUACAUUGUGUAUCACAUCCAGCAGCCCCAGCAGUCACACGUCUUAUUCACUGAGGUUACAACCUUUUCCAGGCUGCUCACUGCAACAGACACUCAACAGCUGCAGAACCAGAUAAAGCUGGAUGCUGUACAGCUGCUAUCACUCCAGCAGUUUGAUACUGAGUACUCUUUCCUCAAGAAAAUCAGGGAAUUUCUGGGCUCAACACUUGCAGACAAAGUGCUUAUUAUCCAAGCGGAGUAUGAUGAAGGCUCCCACAGAAGGAAUAUUCUUUCUUCAGCCAAAUAUUCGUGCUUCAAUGAAAUAAACAAGUAUGACACUACUGAUGACAUGAAGACGUUUGUGUACUUUGUCAUCAAGCUACCUCGAAUGGAGGGUGGGACGACCUAUGUUGGUUUUCAAGGCGGUCCUUGGAGAUCUGUUCACAUCGAUGAUCUCAGAAGAUCAAAAGAGUUUGUUUCAGAUGUUCUUUCUUUGAAAAACCAACGCAUCAGUGAUCUUUUUGAAGAUCCACCUGAGGCCAUGGAGACAGAAGAUUACACCGGUGUACCACAAAUAGCUGAAUCCACUGUUUUGGAAGAUGCAUUUGAUACUAUAGAUCUGGUGAGAAGUUGUGUGCAGAGUGCAGUGAGCAUGCUGAGAGAUGAAGUGGACAGUGGAGAAUUUAGCACCAAGAGGGUUGAAAAUCUGCUCACUCUUCUGGAUGGAAAUUAUACUCAAGGAGUGUUUGCAGAAAUUGUGAGGAAGCGUCUUCACUCACUGUUAAAGGAUUAUGAGGUCAACAUCCCCAAUCCAAAAAGCUGGGUCCUGAAUGAGGCAUCUAAUGUCAUUUCUCUUCAAGAAGGAGGGACAUUUCUGCACACACUGUGGAGGAAAAUCCAAGCGGUUGUCACUCCACUUCUGGCCUACUUGGUCUCCAUCAUUGACCGAGAUUGCAAUAUGGACCUUCUCUUGGAUGAUGAAGAAGAUAUCAGGAACCUCUGGCUUGAAAUUUUUGGGAACAAAGAGAUGCUCAGUGUGCCUAGGAUGGAUCCAUAAGGAGUAUUAAUGGUACAAAGCCACAUCACAGGUGGCCACACCAUGUGCUGCCGCAUGCCAUUCAGUUGGUGGAUCAAAGACUUCCUAGAUGGGCUCAUGAUGCAAGCAAGACAAUCAAAACGGGAUUUCCAUGAUUUGUUCUUGAAAACUCCACUUGGCACUUACAUGGCAAAAAAUGUGAAUGAAAAAUUGAAAAAAGAAUUUUUCAAAAAGUACCUGCAGGAUUUCGUUUCCAUGACCAUGAAAGUGGCAUCAGAUGAAAAAUUAGAGCUACUUUGUCAGGCCAUGGCCAGCUGUGUUGACGAAAUACAGAGACAAAAACGAGAUGAUGAGCUUUCUCUACCGCUCAUCCACAUUGCCUAUCAUUUUUGCCAAAGCCGUCUUCAGAACCUUUCACGGAUGAUUUCUCUACACACUGAAAUUGUUUCACCUUUGCAAAGAAACCAGCAAAUUAGACGUUGUCCUGAAAUGGUUUUGGAUGUCUAUGCAGCCAAGGCAUGUGUUGAAAGCCUGGAACCUUGUAAUUUAGAGAGUGAUACCCACUGCCAGCAUUGGCUGAGGAAGGUGAAGAAAGUGCAGGCUUCACUGGAAUUGAUUUGCUCUCAAAAUAAUCUUCAACAAUAUGGUGAGCACUGCAAGAAAGUACUCCGUGAUGUCAGUCAUGGUUGGAAGCGCAUCUACAUCCUCUCGUUGUUUGUGGAACAUUUGAUGCUGGGUUUCCAAAAUGAAGACAAUCAGCUCAGGACACUGGUCCUGAACCACAUUAAAACCCUUAGUAGAGCUGUGGAGACACACUCGGAUGUAAAGUCUACACAGGCUUUUGAAGCAGUAGUUGAAGUCCUGAAGUCCUGUAAACAGGGGGCAACUAAUCAGAUUUUCAGGUUUGGAGGUGAAUGUGGGGUGUGCAUGAGAGAGCCUCUAGAACCAGUGGGGCUGCCAUGCUAUCACAUCUACUGCUUAACGUGUAUCAAGGAAAGCCUUGAUGCAGGACCGGCGUUCUGUCCCACCUGCCGCCAACAAUUACCAGAUGACUUCCAGCCACAUGUUUCUGAAGACACAAGAGCAUCUAUCAAGAAAAAUGCAGGAUUCAGGCAACGUUGCAACGGUUUCUUUAUUGAUCUGCUCUCUACUAUGUGCUUCAAGGACAAUACACCUCCAGAUGGAGGUGUCAUCGCCCACCUUUUUUCCUACCUGAUGACUGAGACAGAUCAGAAAGAGAUUCACACCAAAGCUUUAUCACCUUUUGACGAGUCUCCAGAUAAAAACCCAGUUGUGCGAUCUGUAAUUCUCAAACUGCUACUGAAAUUCAGCUUUGAAGAGGUCAUGAAAUAUUUGCAGCAGCAUUUGUCAUCUGUUGAAGAAAGCAGAUUUGUUGAUGAUGUGGAUAAAACAGAGCUCUAUGCCUUAUACAUCAACUGUUUGGAGGACUCCAUCUGGGAGAAAAUGCCUCAGGAGGGCAACAAAGCUGCAGAGUUACAGUGUUUCAUUAAUGAAACACAGUUCCUGCAGUCCUUUUUGGCUGAAGUCACUUCUGCCCCAGCAACAGUCUCUAUUCAACACCUCCAGCAUAUUGCCCGACUGCGUGUGACCCUCAUCAUGGCUUCCCAGCUCAUCAGUGACAGACUGUCAGGCAACCAUGUCCCAGAUGGAGCAGAAGAUUUUCUAAACAUGGUGAUAAAGCUCUGUAAGGACAGUGGGAAUAACUGGUACCGUGUUUACCUCAUCCGCAAGCUCAGCGAAUCACAGGGUGUUGAGUACGUUCAAACGAUGGUGAAACAACCUGAGUUCUUCUGGCUUUUCCCUGAAGAGAUACUUCAGCAGAAUGAUCAAGAGUCACACGUUCUCUGCAAGUCUGGACUCCCGUUCAAACUUACAAAGUCCGGACUUAACGAGAACGCGAACCAGCGGGACACACCUGUGGUGGUGGCGCCCAGGCCCAGAGCAGCGCCACCAGCUCCCCAAUUCUUUCCAGGUGGCGCUCGGUCUGGUCCCGCCUGCUCUUGCUGGGCGGCCGCCAUUUCGGCCACCCUCUGGGCCAUCUCCUCCCUUCCCUGGUUCCGGAAUCGGACAGUGUUCCUCCUGCUGGCUCUUUUCCGAGAGGUUACAACUCUGUACAGAUCUGAAAACAGGGGUCUUCAUCCUACUCCCAAGCAAUGUAAUGGAUUUGAUGAUCUCAUUAACGGCUCAAGAUACCUGCCUCAAACAGAAGUAAGAAAUUUUGCGUCAGCAUUGAUUUAUAACAGACUGGGAGCUCUUACCAUCCAACCUGGUAACACCAUUGAGGAAAACACUGUCAUCGAGCUGAUCAUCCAUCUAGCAGCUGUGCUGCUCAGAGGGGAUCAUCCUCUGCUGAUGCCACUGAAACACAUUGGUCUGUCACCUGAAAAUAUGCAGGUCACCUGUUUUGCACUGGGGGGAGACCAACUCUACUUUUUACUCAUGCAAAUCUGUUGUUUUAGGGAUCAAACACGUCCCGGUCACAUUCUGGGAGACCCUCAACGGAGAAACAACCCAGAUGCCUUAGAUACCAAAAACAUGUCUCUGACUCCCUUUACUCUGGUCCGGCUAGUUACACAUCUCGCCAUGAUGCUGGGAGCCUCAGAGAAACCUCAGGUUGUUCAACAGAUAAUCCAGCCACCUGUGGAGGAUGUCAGUUUGUUUCUCAGGCUGCACAUAAUAAAGGAUCUUGAACAGCUGUCACAGGCACUGGGAAAAGGAGCUGACGACACUGUAACAUCUGUUCACUUGGUGCUCAGAUCACUUCAAGAACUACCACAUGGCUCUGAGGUCGACAGCUCAGCAGUGUGGAGCUGCAGGGAGAGGCUGUCGCUGCUCAGCCUCACACACAUUAUGGAGACUAAUGAUCAAAAGGAGGAGCUCCCCCUGCUCUGGAGGUUCCUGCAGAAGGAAAGAGAAUUUCGACAUAUCAAAUUCCUCCCAGAAAUCCUAAUGCUGCAGAAACGUUUGGUGAGAAAGUACCAGAACGCAACUGAAGAGAUCGCAGGUUCCAUCAGAGAAUUCAUUGAUCAGCAAACAGACAUGAGCCCAUGGUAUCAAAAACACAUUGAGACCUUCCUGAAAACAUGGAAUGAGCUAAGAGUCUCUGUGACCGGCAAUGAAAUAAAAAUUCCAGAAGAAUUUUGCAGCAGAGAUUUGGACCUGGACAGUAACCUCAGGUACCUCCUGCCCCGUCGGCAGGGUCCAGGCCUGUGUGCCACAGGGCUGGUCAGCUAUCUGGUGACUCUCCACAAUGAGUUGGUGAAUGCAGUGGACCGUCACACAGGAGAGGACAACAGUAACUACACAGUGAGUCUGUCGGAGCUAAUGGAGCAGCAUGUGAUCAGCUAUGAUGUGGAGAAGGAUCUGUUUCCUCUGGUUUUGUCCAACUGCCAGUACAGCUUGGAACGUGGCCACGAGACAAUAUCUGAGUAUGACCUGCCCAGGAUCCAACAGCAGAUCCUCACCCGCUUUCUGCAGGGAAAACCUCUCAUUACCCGCGCAGGAAUUCCCACAUUGGUCAACACGCAAGAGAGGGACUAUGAAACCAUUUUCAAAACUGUUCAUGGAAAAGUGCCACAGAAUGUUCUGACAUCUAUGGCACAGAAUACUGUGUCCAGACAGCUGGACUCCUACAGUGAGGUGUGCGAGGCGCUCCAGAUUGUGGAGCUGCUUCUGGGUUUUCUCUCAAUGACGGGUGGUGAUCCCACAAUGAAACUGGUCUCUUACCUUCAGGAAAUACUAAAGAUGGACCAAAACAUUGAUCAUCACAUACUGAAGGCUUUUAGCAAAUGUGAACUGCAGCACUGUGUUUGUCUGUGGCAAGUCCUGUCCUCUCUCAGCUCUGAAAAAAUGCUGCAACUCAAAAGAGAGCCCUUUUCGGGGUAUCCAGCCGAGUACCAGGUGCCACUGACUGAGGAUAACAAGACUGAGCUGAAAGGAUUCAUGUCCAGAGGAAAUGUGGACCAGUGGCUGCUUGAGAUGCACGAGUUCCUCUUGUUGCGCCUGGGCCGCCCACGAGCAACUGAGGACUACAAUCCUAAAUUAUGGAGUCUGAAGGAGGCGGUCAGUGCCUACAUGGAUCGUAAAGAAGUAGAAGUCCAUCCUUAUGUGGAGGAAAACCUUCAUGAAAAUCUGAAGCUGUCUCAGAUAAUUGAGACCUGGAAAUACACCAUCACAGCCAAACAGGAGUUGAUGAAUGAGUGAUCAACUGAAUGAGUGCAUAGAGAGAUAUUAGUUAUCUAAAGAAGUAAACAAAGGUAUUUUUUCUGCAUUUAUUGAUGUAGUAAUCA